This is a messenger RNA of Eurytemora carolleeae, 1922 nucleotides long. RefSeq lists its product as uncharacterized. Gene Ontology annotation, cellular component: nucleus. The transcript is spliced from 8 exons. The coding region runs from base 82 to 1887 and encodes 601 amino acids. The record is from RefSeq and is a predicted model, not a curated record. Lineage: Eukaryota; Metazoa; Arthropoda; Copepoda; Calanoida; Temoridae.
CAGUAAAUAUUGGUCGGUCAAGUAGACUACAUUUAUAAAAAUGGCGUCCUGAUUGUUUACAUUUGAUAUAAUAGUGUAAACAUGAACGCUGGAGUGUUACCCUUGCCUCAGUUUACCAAUCAGCCUCCUUCUGUUAAUGAUGAAGAUGUUGAUACUAGAUUCACCUGUGAUCAAUGCGGAAGACAUUUUCCAUUUCGACCAAAUCUGAUAACACACAUUAGAAGAUCUCAUAAGGAUCAACUAGAGCACUGCACAUAUCCUAACUGUGAUAAAAAGUAUCAGCACAGAUGGGACCUAACAAAUCAUAUAGAUGUUAUACACUUGGGGAAAAAGAUCUUGUGUCCCCAUUGCAGCGCUAGUUUUAGUAAGAAAUCAAACCUUCACAACCAUCUGAAGAGAGGGAAGGGUUGUCCAAGGGCACCGCCGAAUAAUGAGUAUGACAGGUCGCCAUCCAUAUCGUCUUCCUCCGAGCAGUCGUAUCCCGGAGCUGCUGAACAGCUAGAAGAUAUGGAAGGAGAUGAGAGAGAAGAACAGGAUAAAGAAGGAGAUGAUGGUGAACAAGGUAAAGAGAUGCCUGACACCAAUGAUGAUCUUGAACCUGAAGUUAAGCUGGAGGCAGAAGAUGAAAACGAGGAAAAUCAAACACAUCUGUACAGGCUUCUUGUAGAAAAUAUGAGACUUGCUCGUCUAAUGGCGUCCAGAAACCAAUCCCGAGAUUCUCAAUCUGUGGGGGAUCAGAGAUAUUUGGCAACACAAAACUCAGCAACCCUUGGAUUUUCUGGCAGCGUUUCCGUAUCUACAUUGAACCAGAUAUCUGGUACAGACUAUAUUCUGAUCCCAGGCCAGAUUUCUGAUACUCAGUCUGGUGCAAGCAGACCAGAACUCAAAUCUAUCACAGCUAAACACUCUGAGAUGCCGAGAACUCUAGGGUUAGACUUGAAUCCAAAUCACGAAAAUGAUUCAGGUAAUUCCGAUCUCAAUAGUUUAGAACUGUUGGCUGAAGUAGCACUUAACCAAGUAUCAACCAACGAUGCUCAGAUUGACAAUCAAGAAAUCAAUUCUCAGAGGCAAACAAAUAUAUUGAUAAAAUCAAACGGUUUGAUCAACUCGAUCCCGUCUCUGCUCUCCCCUGUGACCUGCUGCUCAACUAUGAUACCGGUCAAUCUAGCUGUACAAGCCAGUCCUUGGUUAAGCUUGUCUGUACAAGCUGACCUCUCUUCGCAGGGUGACCUGCCGACACAAGCCAAUCCCCCGGUCAACCAACCUGUUCAGGCAAACCGUGAUGCUGAUCAUGGAGAAAGGAUUAUUCCUGGGCUACAUAUCCUCCCAGGUAUAAUAUCUGGUAGGUUUAUCAGAUCUGGUGUGUCCAAACCGUCUGGUGUUCAUCUCAAUAUGUUGGGUCUGAUCAAUCAGAACGAGACAAGACCAGAUCUAAAUCUGGCGAUGAGGGUUGAAAACAAUCUCGAGCUAGCAAUUAACAAUCCCGGUCCGAGUUCAAGACCCAAUUUUAACCAACACUUUAAUCCUGCUUCCAAACCUAAACCAGGCUCACCAGAAUCUGAUCCUUUAAUCACUUCAAGCCAAGAAGAACUCUCUUGUCAGAUCUGUGGAAGAAUCGCAUCUAAAAUUUCUUCUCUUAACAAUCAUAUGAGAACAAUGCAUGGUGAGGAGGGGGAGGAGAGAGAAAGAAAGUUUGAAUGUUCCACGUGUCAAAAGUUGUUCUUCCGGAAGAGUAAUCUGACGGAACACGUGAGGCGGGUUCACCAGAACGAAGUGCGCGAGUAUAAGCGCACCUACUGUGAGCACUGUGGUAAGGGAUUUGCCCGACAGACUUCAUGUAAUCAACACAAAACCCGGUGUCUAGCAAAACGGUCUAAAAAUACUUAAUAAUUUGAUACAGUGAGAAAGAGAAAACUGUGAAA